AUGGAUAAUUUUGUACAGGAGAAGCUGAAAGAAUGGAACUUGGAUGUCCUGACACCAAGCUUUAAGCCUUUCGAGGAGGAAGAUAAUGCUGCCAAAGAUAAUGUUGCUAAUGGUAUGAAAUGGGAUGAGUUAGAGCAGAACACUAUCACAGACAGAGUGGCCUUGAUUCUAUCAAAGUGGAUGGCAAAAACAUCUAUGACUCUGUCUACUGUCAACUUUGAAGUUCAGCAAACAUCUAGUCUGGUCUUUGAUAUUGUUAUUGUGCUUUACAAAGACAGACAAUGUCUUCCUUACAAAGAAUGGCCAAAGCUUUCCCACGUCACAUGCAACUUCAGAAACCUUUUGUCUGAAAACAUAUUUGCACAUCACAAAGACCUUGGUUCUGGUUGCACUACUCCACUUGCUUCCAUUGAGGAAUUUGAUCAAGUCUGCCACAGAUUUGAGCAUACUCCAUCAUUGACUGAAGUGUUCGUACCCUCUUGGGUGAAGUGGAAAAGGACAGAAUAUCGUCCAGGAACGACCCUCCUUGUUUCUCAUUCUCCAGAUGGUGAACCUCAGUUUGGAGCAAUUCAGAAGAUUGUGGUUUUUAAGUCUGUCAUCAAGUUCAUUGUUAGGAAAUGGGACACAGUUGGAUUUGAAAGACACUAUUUUGUAUGCUGUGUCCCCAUUAUGUUCUAUGUUCCCACUACUGUCAUUGAUUCCAUUGAUGUUGACUCCAUUGAUGAUUAUCAUCCUCUCCAUGUAGUGAGGUCAUACAAGGAAGGGGACAGCAACCACUAUGUGUUCUUUCGAACUUCCAAGGACCACGAGCCACGACUAGAGGAGACCCAAAGUGGAUCAACUUCCGGACCUCCUGUAGACCAACAACGUCAAGCAGAAAAUCAGAUGUCAGUGGAGGAAGUGCCAACAUUUGACCGUCAUGCUGUGGGGAAAUCAAUGCCUGUGGUUGACCAGCAACAGAACUACAAACUCUUGUCUCUGACCGAGUCUGAUGGAAAAACAGUCAUGAAGUUUCAGAGGUCCAUCGGUUCCUGUGAUGAAAAUGACUUACCCAUCACUAACCUCCCCAUGAAGCUGAUCUAUGCAUAUGGACAGAAUGAUAACAUCACGUACCACAGUACUCGAAGGGGCAGGAAGGAGUUGAACCUGUUGAAGUACAUGCCUCGGGUCAACCCUCCAAACAGCAGCUUUUUUGACAUAACUAUGGUCAAUUUCACUGUACCAGCCAAACAAACCCACUAUCACUGCAAGAUCAUGAGAGCCCCGACAUUUGAUCGCAAACAGCACAUUUAUCGCAUUGAGCCGGUGAUCACAAACUUUGACCUCGUGCAUCAUCUGCUGCUGUACCGCUGCCCUCUGACUGUGACGGAGCCGUUUGAGGCGGAGUGUUUUACUGGGGUGGAUAGAGAGUGUAUGGAGACCGUGGCUCUGUGGGGAGUUGGUGGAGGGGCUUUUGAAUUUCCUGAAGUGGCAGGACUUCCAAUUGGAGGAAAUGUUGGUGAUUUUUUCUACAGGCUUGAAGUGCAUUACAACAACCUCAAUAAAAGUGCAGAUCGAGUUGAUAACACAGGUCUGCGAUUCUAUUACACAUCUGAACUCCGUCAGCACGAUGCAGCUGUUCUGAUGACAGGGCUUGCGGUGGCCCCUGGCUACGCCAUCCCACCCAAAGCCAAAUCCUUCCUCACGUACGGCCUGUGUGACACUGCUUAUAUUCCAAAGGUUCUGGAGACGCCACAUGAUCUUCAGGUGUUCUCUGUGAUGCUGCACACACACUUGGCUGGACGGAAGGUGCGAGUCGGUCACUUCAGAGGAGGUAAACAGAUCGAUUUUCUAGCUGUGGAUGAAAACUAUGAUUUUGAAUAUCAAGAAGUGACAAAUUUGGGCAAAACUAAGACAGUGAAGUUGGGUGACAAAUUGCUGGUGGAGUGCACCUAUAAUACUGAAAACCGCAGCACACUCACAUGGGGGGGGCUCUCAACUUCAGAUGAGAUGUGUUUGGCCUUCCUCUUCUACUAUCCAGCGAUGAAUCUGAGCAGCUGUAUAAGCCUCCCUAAUGCAGCUACUUUAAUAUCUGAGAUGGGAGCAAACGAUACUGCUAAUUGGGUCAAUAUGAUGUUCAUGAAGACUUGGAAUGACAUGUCUAUCAAUCAAUACCAACAAACACUGAAGAGAAUCGACCAGCUCGUCGUGGUCACAAACUCAAAUAACAACGGAUCACACAAUAAAGGGACACUUCCUGAUCUCAAAGUAAUCCCGUCUGCACCCUGCAUGAGCGGCUGUGCCACAAAAAGUCUUGCUUUGCUAUCGCUGCUCCUCUGUUUGGCAGUGCAGUGGGCAUCCUUAUGAAACAUUAAUGCA
Molecule: messenger RNA, 2358 nt
Organism: Sinocyclocheilus anshuiensis
Lineage: Eukaryota; Metazoa; Chordata; Actinopteri; Cypriniformes; Cyprinidae
Product: DBH-like monooxygenase protein 2 homolog
Exons: 16
Coding region: 1-2346 (781 amino acids)
Biological process (GO): norepinephrine biosynthetic process; octopamine biosynthetic process; dopamine catabolic process
Cellular component (GO): secretory granule membrane
Molecular function (GO): dopamine beta-monooxygenase activity; copper ion binding
Source: RefSeq, a predicted model, not a curated record